This is a messenger RNA of Colletotrichum spaethianum, 2499 nucleotides long. RefSeq lists its product as uncharacterized. Bases 1 to 2499 code for a protein of 832 amino acids. The transcript has a single exon. The record is from RefSeq and is a predicted model, not a curated record. NCBI's taxonomy places the organism in Eukaryota, Fungi, Ascomycota, Sordariomycetes, Glomerellales, Glomerellaceae.
AUGGACGAUCAAGGCCUCGGCCUGCGGGAGAAUGCCGCCCAAGACCUGAACCAAAUCCCAAUGACCCCGCCGACAGAAUGGCACCCUGCCCGUCAAUUCGCACGGAAACCCAUCCACGCGGCCCAGUCCACGGCGACGACGCCGGCACCCAUCGGCAGCCCGCUCGGGCCCCACGGAAGAAGCCCGCCGACACCCUCCGCCAAAUCACCACAACCGUCCUUUUCAGAGCGAGCUGCUGGCGCGGCGGCCUACUUUCCGGCCCCGCCCAGCGACAACGAUGCCCCGUCGCACCAGCGUCCCCGGCCGGCGCCGUUGCAAAUGCACCCGGUCGAGUACUCCAACUACUCGGGUUCAUACUCAAGCCUCAGCACGCCAUACACAGGAGGGCUUUUAUCGGGAGGCCUCCCGCCCAAGAGGCCGAUGCACGCCCGCGUCGACUCGCAGUCAUCGGCGGCCGGCCUGCUCUCGCCGCCGUGGCAGGGCCCGCCGCCAACGAACCGGCAGCAGUCCAUGUACUACCCGCCGGAGCCCGUACGGCUCUAUAACAAGUACUGGCACCCAUCGUGGAACAUGUACUUUUUCCUGUUUGCCGGCAUCGCCUUCGCGCUCGGGCACCACUUCUUCUACGCGAGGCUCGACGGCACCGUGGCCGACGGCCAGAUCCGCAUGCUCCGAUACGGCGCGGCGCUGUCGUUUCUCAGCAAGGCAUCUCUCGCGUCGGCCGUGAUCCUGGCCUUCCGGCAGAGGGUAUGGAUGACCGUCCGGCGGAAGAUGCUCACCCUGGGCGCUGUCGACUCCCUCUUCGCGGCGGCGGAGGACAUGACGGCCGUGUUCAACAUUGAAAUCUUUCGCCAGGCCCGGGUCGCCAUGAUCCUGGCCAUCUACGUCUGGUGUACACCCCUCGUGGUGGUCCUCACCUCCGACACGCUCACGGCCCAGCCCGCGACUAUGCGCGAGGACACCAUGUGCCCGUCGGUCCGCACGCUCGACUUUGCGCAGGAGGAGACCAACGACUUCCGGACCACCCCAAAGAUUGAGAACCUCUUCGAGCUCUCCGUGUCCAUGUGGAACACGACAAGCCUGAACCAGACGGACGAGCACUUCUUCGACUACUGGAUCGGGACGAGUUGGCAGUUUGAGGAAAUCUCCACCUCUGCGAUCCUGGGGAAGAAGCCCAUGGCCAGGACCAACGCCGGCAUCGACAUCUGCGGCAUGGGCUACAACUGCUCAUUCUCCAUCAAGUUCCAGGGCCCCGGGUACAAGUGCGAGGAGCUGGCCAGCGGCGUGGGGGCCACGCCCAAGAAGCUUAACGGCGCCGACGUGCCGUUCAACAUGAGUAUGCUCGCCCCCGUCGGCAACCACACGUACAUUGCCCACGCCACGCUGGGCGAGUACCAGAACCCGCAGAUGAACGAUUCGUUACCCGGCGGCAUCCCGACAAUCCCCCCACCGUUCCCGCCUCACCUCGGCGCGCUCCGCACGGAGCCUGUCCUCUUCUUCGGAUACGCCCACGUCGACGACCCCUCCGCCGACCAGCCCUCCAACAACUCGGACCCACGAUGGCAGACGGCAUACACCCCCAAGGUGUUUGGCUGCGAACACCGCGAGACCGAGUAUGAGGUCGACUUCAAGUACUCGGGCCAGUUGCAGACGACCCACGUCCGGAAGAGAACCUUCCUCGACCGCGUCGUCGACACGCGCUACCUUCCCGGCGUCGACGCCGUCGACGGGACGGCCGACAACACGACGGCCACGCCCGAGUCCAACUACAUCCUGCCAAAAGACGUCGCCCGCUACCGCCGCGCCAUGGCGUACCACUCCAUCGGCCUGCAGUUUCGCAACUUUGUCAACGGCACCAUCUUCCAGCCCAACACCAACGCAAACACCCGGGUCCUGCAGACGCGCAUCCUCGACCAGCACAACUACCUCGUUGUCAAGGACUUCAUGGCCGAGGUCCAGAGCCUCUACGAGGACGUCAUCCUCUCCAUGUUCGCCCAGCCCCGCCUCCUGGCCGUCGUCUGGGCCAACGACACGAGUGUCAAGACGGGUAACGACAAGGGCACCGACAUGCUGUACCCCUGCACCCGCGAGCGCACCGACAUCCGCUACAGGUACCACGCCCGCGACCUCUGGGCCGUCUACUCCGUCGCCAUCCUCCUCGCCGUCGUCGGCGUCGCCUUUGGCGUCGCCGCCGUCCGCGAGGAGGGCCUCGUCCGCAACACGCGCUUCAGCAGCAUCGUCGCCGCCACGCGCGGCCCGGGCCUCGAGAAGCUGCCCUGGGCGACGACGCCCAACAGCGACCACCGCCCCGUCGCCGCCGCAAAGGUCGGCUACGGCCUCGUGCCACAGGGCGGCGCCGAGACCUACGGGUUCGGGGUGGAGGGCGACGUCAAGCAGCCCCAGAAGGAGGACGCCGGGAGGACGCCGUCGAGGCUAGGCAGCCCGUUUCAGAGGAGCGCGUUCAACAGGAGGUGGUCGAGGUUGAGUAGCCAACCAUAG